GAAUUUUAGAAUUUUUACAACGAAAAAACUUUAACCGAUCAACUGAAUUUAAAAAAAACGCUAUGGCGAUAACGAUCGUUUUGCGCAGAUUCAACCACUGCGGUAGUUAAAUCAACAAUCGAUGAUGGCCAAACAGUAACAUCGAAACAACGAAAAGAAGUAUUAUAAAAAAAUAAACAAUACCAAACACGAAGAUGUCAUGUAACACGAUAACACAAUAAACGAACCAAAAAGCGAUUCUACGAUCGCCGUGUUACAUCAAUGUACCCAUUGACAUAACCUCAAAGGCAACGUGAUCAUUGUAUCCUAUAAGAGAAACUACCGUUGUUUCGGCGAAAACACGGCCCUGUCGAGAAGGUUCUCGUCGCAAACGACGCAAUGCCACGGAAAAAGUCAACGAAACUUGCGCAGGAGCUGGCAGCAAAGUCAAGAGCCCUCGCAGUUGACACAUGUCAAGCGUGCAGUGCAACUCGAAAAAACGUCGGAACGACCAACAACACACAAUUACGAAUACGGAUGUAAAAUCGACACUCACCGCUGUGUCCGGUGUUACUCGACGACUGGCCCAUUAUUCACACGCCAACAGCGAUGGCAAGCACAAGAUAAAGCACACGGCGAUCGCGGCUGGCUCACGUGAAAAAGCGGAUGCAUGAGUGCGCGAAAGAUCGACACAUUUUUCGAAAAAUACUAUCACAUCGUGUACCCGCAGUGUCGCUACGACAGAGACGGACGGUCGCUUCGAAGCAACGAGGUGAUUGGCCCGUGGACCGAUGCGCAUGCGCGACCCGCGGAAUUUUGAAUUCAUCCUUAUUAUCUCCGCGUUUCCACGGAUUCCGAUAAUUUCUCAUCGAGACCGUCUACGGGAUAUCACUGCUUCUAAGCAGCUCGUCGCACAUAAAAAUCUACACACCUGGACGAGCCAUAGAACGUCCCCCAUCCCGAUCACCAUCACCGACACGAAUCACCCACCCACGAAUAUUGAAACGUCCAUUUUGCUAAAACGAGGCACCAAAAUCCACGACAAGUCGACACCUUUCCACGUGAGAUAUCCACACACGUAACCGCCAUAAUACACGCGCGUCUACUGCGCCUACAAUUCGCGUGUGCAAAGCUCGCGAAUAAACAGAAUCACGCAAUUACCAACUGUGUUUCAGUCUAUGAAGCGUCCAACGAUAUCGGCUGGGUCGAUUCGGCAAAAGCGAGUCGUGGAAGGAAAAACGAGCGAGAAACUGAAACUGCUUUUUCCAAGCCAUCGCAGAAGAUCAUCGAUCGGUGUCGAAUAAAGGUGCGGAUCGACGACGUUGGAAAUCAUCGCCUUGGUAACCACCGACAAAACACACUUGGCCGUCGAGAGACGUGGACACGUUGCGUGGUUGAGGAACACCACGAUAUCUCGAGGAUUCUCUUUAUAUAUGGAUUUUUCGGUCAGAUUCGAUUCACGUCUAGGAAGACGUUGAUCUCUCGACAUCGGUUUUUUUCUUCUGUCUGACAUGACAAUUCUGGAGGAACUCGACUCGAGGCCUCGGGCAUUCAGCAGCUGACGGCAACCAGGCGAUCGUACAUCCGGGGAAAAGCGCUCAACGCUUGGCCAAAGAUGGAUCCCCGACUCUUCUGGAUCGUUUGUUUCGGUUUGAUCGCGAUCCUCGUUUCGAAAGGACGGGCCAUCGAUUGUUUCAAGUGCGUCUCGAUCGACGGCGACAAUAAACCUUGCGACGAUCCGUUUCACAACAACGGAAGCCUCGCCUUCUUAGAGUCGCCUUGCUUGGGAGGUCGCAAAGGGCGCGAUGGUCUUUUUCCCGCGACUGCGUGCAUCAAAAUAGCGGGCAUAUAUGACGAGUCCGGGAUCUCUUUGACGGUGAGAAGCUGCGCGCUGGACAGCGGAACUCUAACGACCGACUCCGAAAUCAUAAGAAUGUCUCAUUGUGGAGGGUUCUACUUCGACGACAAAUAUGUUCGAGGUUGUGUACAAUCAUGCAACGAUGCAGACGCCUGCAAUGGAUCUACGCGGCAAGCAGUUUCACUCAUACUUUUAACCCUAUCGAUUUUUCUCGGACUAAUUUGCAUCACGUGAAAGUAAACUAAGUAAUAUCACGUGUUAAUUAAACGAUAGACAAUUAUUGUAUAUAUAUAUAUAAAGGAAACGAUUAUAUGUACAAUAUUAGAUUGUCCUAAAAAUUCUUUUUAUUAUUUGAAUAAUUUUGAAUUUUGAAUCAUGACAAUCUAAUUUAUUUUUCUUUUCUAACUUUUUAAAAAUAGAGAUAUUUUAUUGUUAAAUAUUUUAAAUUCUUUUGCAAAAAUUAUUAACUAAUAUCAACAAGUUAUAAAUUGAUCAGAUUAUAGAUUAUUCUUUUA
This is a messenger RNA of Apis florea (little honeybee), 2352 nucleotides long. RefSeq lists its product as uncharacterized. The record is from RefSeq and is a predicted model, not a curated record. Lineage: Eukaryota; Metazoa; Arthropoda; Insecta; Hymenoptera; Apidae.